CUCUCUCUCUCUACAGUACUAAUAACAACUCAAGGCUCUCACACAGAUGUUGAAGUGCUCAUUCUAUUAAUUUUAUCUUUUAUUCAUUUUUAUCUUUAAUUUCAUUAGGUUCACACAUUUUGUGUCCACUAUUAUUUUCCACUUUUUAUUUUCCAGAAUAUUCCGCUGGGAUAAGAGCAAUAAGCGCACGUGAACCUAAAUGUGAGAAGAAUCAGGAAGCAUGGAGCCGGCGAGUGUGGAGAACCUGUGCGUGUUGUACCACAGUGCUGAUUACCUGGUGCUCAAUAAACACUGGGACAUUCGCAUUGACAGCAAACUGUGGAGUGAAACCCACACAGUGCAGAAACAACUGAAGCACCGAUUCCCUCAGCUUGCUGACCCUCAGACACACUACGGCUUCAGGUUCUGCCAUCAGCUGGACUUUUCCACCAGCGGUGCGCUGUGUGUGGCGCUGAAUAAAGCUGCAGCUGGACGAGCGUAUCGCUGUUUCAAAGACAGAACAGUGACCAAGGCUUACCUCGCUCUGGUUCGAGGCACUGUGGCUGAGAGCAGAACGAUGCUGGACGCCGCCAUCGGGAAAAACACCACAGAAGGAAAAACACACAUGAUGUGUGUGGCAGGAACAGAUGGAUGCGAGAAUCCCAAACCCAGCCAAACAUUAUUAACUGUAUUGGAAUAUGGAUCAUAUGAUGGAGAGCCGGUUACUAAAGUUCUUCUGCAGCCUCUUACAGGACGCACCCAUCAGCUCCGAGUCCACUGCAGCUCCGUCGGUCACGCCAUCGUAGGCGACGUCACGUACAGCCUCGGCACAGACAGCGCUCCGUAUCGCAUGAUGCUUCACGCCUACUUCCUCAGAAUCCCUCUGGAGCAGGAGGUCAUCGAGGUCACGUCUUCCGAUCCCUUCGUCUCUGAACUGGACCCCAAAUGGACGCCAGAAACACACGUUCAGAACCUCCAGAGCUUAAUGACUGAAAUUGUAACGAGAACCAAAGCUGAGGAGCAACAAAGGGAGGAGGAGAAGCUAGCGAAUGAAGAAGAGAAGAAGAAUAGGAGGAGGAAGAGUGUGGAAGAGAGCGAGGAGGAACGAGCGCAGUGUCAGCAGUGGCUCUCUGAAUGGACGCUCAGCGACUAAUCUUUUUAUCUAUUUAUUUAUUUAUGAUUUUUAAAAAUGAAUUGCCAAGACGUUCAUUGUGGUUCCUCGUGUUAUCAUGUUACUGUAUGUUUAAGAAUCAUCAGAGUCUCUGUAUUAUUGAGCUGUAAUGGAUCAUUAGUCAGAGCAACAUUUCAUGUUCACGUGCUCAGGUCAUCCAGGCUGAGGACACGGUUAUACGGAUCAAAACAAAAUAAAGACGCAGGUCAGGUUCCAGUCAAAUCUUUUAUGUGUGAAGCUGAAACAUUCAUUUUGCAAACACAAUGCUCUACAUGAUGAAAUACUUUUUUGUUUCCUUUAGUCUCUAUUAAUCCACUCCACUAGCUGUAUUCGACUAAAGCUUGAAACUCGUAAUUUCCGACCUCCUAUGAGGGGAAAAACCAUAAUAAACUUGGAAUUCCUCCUUUUCUCCACUCUGAAUUCAGGGAAGGACGUCAAUUCAACAUUUUACACACACAUUUUAACUGAACUGUUUGAAGAGGAAAUAUACACCAGUAUCAGUUAUCUGGAUAGAUUUGUGCCAACAACAGACAAACCUCUCUUGAUAUUUGAGCUCGAGUGACAGAG
This is a messenger RNA of Hemibagrus wyckioides, 1717 nucleotides long. It is a transcript of the gene rpusd1, whose product is annotated as RNA pseudouridine synthase domain containing 1. Gene Ontology annotation, biological process: pseudouridine synthesis. NCBI's taxonomy places the organism in Eukaryota, Metazoa, Chordata, Actinopteri, Siluriformes, Bagridae. Gene Ontology annotation, molecular function: RNA binding; pseudouridine synthase activity. The transcript is spliced from 6 exons. The record is from RefSeq and is a predicted model, not a curated record. Bases 221 to 1132 code for a protein of 303 amino acids.